Molecule: messenger RNA, 708 nt
Organism: Kuraishia capsulata CBS 1993
Lineage: Eukaryota; Fungi; Ascomycota; Pichiomycetes; Pichiales; Pichiaceae
Exons: 2
Coding region: 1-708 (235 amino acids)
Biological process (GO): superoxide metabolic process
Molecular function (GO): metal ion binding
Source: RefSeq, a predicted model, not a curated record
AUGUCAGCCGAGGAAGAUCUAUAUGAGUCGGUGUACGCCGUCCCUCUGUCCUGCGAAUCGUGUGUCAACUCUGUGUCAAAAGCACUGGGAACUGUUGAAGGCAUUAAGACCUUCAAUGUGGAUUUGCAGAAACAGCAGGUUUCAGUGGAGGCCUCGGUGGCUCCGUCAGCCAUUAUUCAAGCCAUCCAGACUACUGGUAGAGACGCCAUUAUCCGUGGAGCGGGGAACUUGAACAGUGCCGCCGUUUGCAUCUUGGAAUCUUUUGCCGAGGAAGAUAGCGCGAAUCCAGUGAGAGGACUUGCCAGGAUCGUUUCUGUGGGCCCCUCCAAAGUGUUGAUUGACCUUAGUCUCAAUGGCUUGCCAAAGGGAACUUAUUUUCCAACCUUCCGUGCCUCUGGUAACAUCUGGAAGGGUGCAUUGACCACAGGUGAUUCCAUUUUGGAUCUGGACCCUAUCGCCGUUGACAGACCUGCCAAUGGAUCUUUCUCUGGUCAAUAUUUCAUCAAGGCACCUGCCAGUAUUGCCGAUCUGGUCGGAAGAUCUAUGGCAAUAUCCACUGCUAAAGGUCAAGUGUUUGACGGAUCUUUGGUGGGUGUGAUUGCGAGAAGUGCGGGUGUUUGGGAGAAUGACAAGAAGGUUUGCAGUUGCACUGGGAAGACUGUUUGGCAGGAACGUGCUGAUGCUGUGAACAAGGGUAUAACGGCAUGA